AUGUCAUCUCAAAGCGUUCCAAUUCAUCGUACGAGUAAUAAUUCCGUAACUAACAGCAGUAAUAAGAAUGAUAUUUCGUUUGACGCAUUUAAUUAUGCUCCUGGUCAAGAUCAGCAUAUUCGAUGGUUAAGUCGUCCAAAUCAAACACUUGCACAAGAAAAAUAUUCUCAUGAUGCAGAAAAAUUUCGUAUUACUUUUGAUGUUGAAAAUUUUCAACCAGAACAAAUUAAAAUCUAUAUUCAAAAUCAUCAAUUAACAAUAACAGGUGUUUAUGAAGAACGUAGUGAAGGACUUUAUACACAAAAACAAUUUGAAAAAUCAUUUGAUUUACCAUUUAAUGCUGAUGUUCACACUAUGGCAUCAUAUAUAACACCAGCUCAUAUGUUAGUUGUUGAAAUUCCUCUUAAUCCACAUUUUCAACAACAAUUACCAGCCAUUGAUCAUUUAAAUAUUAAUCAAAAUGUUAAUGAUCAACGUCGUUUAUCAUUUUCAUUAAAUAAAUUCAAUGCAUUAAAUAAUCAAGGCUUAUUAUCUACAUUCAAUAAUACAUCUAGUUUACCAGUACAAGAUCAACAACUACGCAGAACAUCAAUUACAAAAACAACAACAACAAGAACAUCAUCUGGGUCAAUAGGGCUUCCACCUGAAGCAACAGAAUUACUUCGUAGUGCCGAUUUAACAACAGGCUCUACACAAGCAUCUAAUAUACAUAUAACUGAACGACGUUUUUCAAAUACAGGUAAUCAACCAAUAACAAUCAAUGAACCUAUGACAACAUCAACAACAAAAACAACAAAUUCAACAUUAUCAAAUUUGUCUGAUUUACCAAUUGAAAUUCCACCAGAAUUAUUAGCUACUGGUGGUACAAUAACAAUUCAAAAACGAAAAGUUUCUGUAACAAAAACAACUGAUCCAAGUCUUGGUCAACCUAUUUCAGUACCAAUAACAAGUAACAAGGAUACACAUUCAUCAUUAUCUACAACUUCAAAUACAUCGACACAAUCAACAGUACAACAAUCAAAUACUAAUCAAAGACGUGGUUCACAAACUACUACUAGUAAUCAACGACAUAUGUUUACACUUGAAGAAUUUCUUCAAAAUAAAACUUGGAAUCCAUCGAUUAUUGAUGGUGCAAAUGGAAAGAAAAUUCUUUAUAUGCGUUUAGAAACAAAACCAGGUACAAAAGCUGAUCAAUUAAAAGUUACACUUAAUGGACAUAAUUUACGUGUUGAUAUUGAAAAUAAAAUAUUGACGAGCACUGGUCAAGCUAUGACUGAACAGAGUUAUCGUCAAGUAACUCUAUUUCCGACAUGUGAAAUUGAUCAUUUAAAAACGGAAUUUAAAAGUGAUGGUUUUCUUCAUAUUCAAGUACCUAUCAAAUUAUAA
Messenger RNA from Rotaria sp. Silwood1, 1386 nucleotides. Lineage: Eukaryota; Metazoa; Rotifera; Eurotatoria; Philodinida; Philodinidae. The record is from the annotation of a GenBank genome assembly.